CUGUUGAACUGUUGAGGCGGCCAUGUUGGAUCGGGGUUGUGGCGAGGCUGAUGUAACGUGCUGUCGUGGUCUUUAUUUCACUUGCAAAGUCGUGUCAAUUUCCACAUGAAAUAUGGCGUCAGAAGGUUCUACCACGGGGCAGCCUCAUCUACACAAGCAGGAUUUGUCAAAAUUAGAUAUAUCUAAGCUCACUGCACUUUCACCUGAGGUUAUCAGCAGACAAGCCACAAUCAAUAUAGGUACUAUUGGCCAUGUCGCCCAUGGUAAAUCUACUGUUGUGAAGGCAAUUUCUGGUGUACAAACUGUCCGAUUCAAGAAUGAACUGGAAAGAAACAUCACCAUUAAGCUGGGCAACGAGGAGGGAGGAGGAGACAAAUUUGAAAAGGAAGGAAAAGUUGCUCCACACGUCCAGAAGAAGAAGAAGAAAUCCGCUGCAAAAUAUGGACAAAAGUUCAAGUCCUCAAAAAAGAAAAAAGAAAACGAAGCUGUAGUCGUAGCUCCUGUUUUGGAGGAUGGUGUGUGGGAGGUGGAGGAGAUCCUUGAUUUAAACGUAAUAAAUGGUCAAAAAAAGUUUUUAGUGAAGUGGAAGGAGUGGGGACCGGAGUACAAUAGUUGGGAGAAGUUCACAAACCUCACAACUUGUCAAGAGGCAAUCGUUGAUUUCUUCAAAAGAAACAACUCACAGCGUGUAUUGGACGUCCUUUUAGGAAAGGUGACUAUCAGUAUAGAGGAAAAGUUCACAAGAGAGCAGCAACUGCUGCUCCUUGCUGAGUGGGAGACAGAAAUCAACAAGUUAUCCCCCCAUGAGGCGCGCAUCACUGUGGAGAACGAUGUCGACAACGAACGAGCUCCUGCAAACUUCACUUACAUCGCAAGUUACAUUGCAGGACCCAAUGUAGUUUUGCCAGAAGAUCCACCUAUUGGUUGUGCGUGUUCGGACUGUGGCCCCAAAAGUGUUUGCUGCAACUCUCAAAAUGAUGCCCCCUUUGCAUAUCAGAAAAAGAGACUCCAUGUUCCUCAAGGCACUCCCAUCUUUGAGUGCAACAAAAAGUGCAUGUGUGGUGACGAAUGUCCCAACCGUGUAGUCCAGCAAGGAAGACAAGUCGCCCUUUCGAUUUAUCGUACAAAUAAUGGUUGUGGGUGGGGAGUGAAAGCCAAACAAGCUAUAAAAAAGGGAACUUUCAUCUGUGAAUAUGUUGGUGAAGUGCUUUUUAGUGAUGAGGCAGAAGUCAGAGGUGCUCAGCACCGAACUGAUGGAAGAACUUAUCUUUUUGAUCUGGACUUCAAUGAUCCCGAAGAUCCCCUCUACACAGUUGAUGCUGCCAAGUAUGGAAAUGUCUCCCAUUUCAUAAAUCACAGUUGCAGCCCAAACUGUGGUGUUUUUGCAGUAUUCAUUAACUGCCUGGACCCUAACCUACCCAGAUUAGCUCUCUUUGCUCUAAGGGAUAUCCGUGCUGAAGAACAAAUAUCUUUUUGCUAUACAUCCAACCCCAGGCUCUCAAAAUCCAUUACUGCAGCUAAUGAUGAUGGAACCAUGCUGCAGUGCAAGUGUGGUGCAGACAACUGCAGAAAAUUUUUAUUUUAAUUGUUAAGUGUUAAUAUGUGUGAUCUAGUGUUAACACCAAGUUGAAUGUUUUUCCCUUCCCAUUUUUUUUGCCUGCUGUGUUUUUUGUUGGUUUCUUUGUUAUUUGUAUUUUUGAUAAGUACUGAUUUUUGUACUGUUUUUUCUUCUCCUUUCGUAAAACACAUCAAUAAAUUUUUGUACAAAUAAUCUAGAA
Thrips palmi is the source of this 1778-nucleotide messenger RNA. Its product is annotated as eukaryotic translation initiation factor 2 subunit 3, Y-linked-like. Gene Ontology annotation, cellular component: eukaryotic translation initiation factor 2 complex; cytosol; nucleus. Gene Ontology annotation, biological process: formation of translation preinitiation complex; positive regulation of translational fidelity. Bases 113 to 1585 code for a protein of 490 amino acids. Lineage: Eukaryota; Metazoa; Arthropoda; Insecta; Thysanoptera; Thripidae. The transcript is spliced from 4 exons. The record is from RefSeq and is a predicted model, not a curated record. Gene Ontology annotation, molecular function: GTP binding; tRNA binding; zinc ion binding.